AUGUGCAGGUCGCACACGCAGCGCGCGGUGUUGCUCGACGAGGCAGCUCAGGGCAGAGCGAAGUGCCGAGAGCGGAGCUGCUGCGAGACCACCGGUGUGUUGACAUGGGCAGACUGUGCAAACGAGAAGGCCGCAUGGAGUACCAUGAUUUGGUUCACAAUUCUCGUGGGUCUCAGUGCUCAGUUGAAUAAGUCGGGCGUUGUGACCUGGCUUGCCGAUUCCAUCUCCAGCAAGAUCACAGCAGCUGGCCUCUCUGCAGUGCCAGCCUUUGGCCUGUUGCUGUUGCUGUACAUGUUCUCGCACUAUGCCAGAGUCGCCCACGUUAGUGCACUCUACGUGCCGUUCAUCGCCAUGAUGGUUCAGACGGGUACGCCGCCAACGGUCGCUGUGUUCGCCCUGGCCGUCGGCUCGAAUCUGUUUGAUUCCCUCACGCCCUAUGCUUCAGCAAGGGCCACGGUGUUCUACGGAGCGGGCUUCGUGACACAGAAGGACUGGUACAGACUUGGUUUGAUAUUCAUGUUAUUCAACAUUGUCGUAUGGUUGGGGGUCGGAGGUGUUUGGUGGAAGGUCUUAG
Molecule: messenger RNA, 574 nt
Organism: Prorocentrum cordatum
Lineage: Eukaryota; Dinophyceae; Prorocentrales; Prorocentraceae
Source: the annotation of a GenBank genome assembly